This is a messenger RNA of Theobroma umbraticum, 4762 nucleotides long. RefSeq names its product embryonic flower 1 (EMF1) (gene EMF1). Gene Ontology annotation, biological process: negative regulation of flower development; shoot system development; negative regulation of DNA-templated transcription. The record is from RefSeq and is a predicted model, not a curated record. Lineage: Eukaryota; Viridiplantae; Streptophyta; Magnoliopsida; Malvales; Malvaceae.
UUCAUGACAUGGCAUGGCCAUGUCCUUUCUUCCUCAUUUCUUUUUUUAAAAUAUAUUUUUUCUUUUUUAACAGAGGAUUUUAAUACAACAACAAAGACCCUUCUUUCAAGGACAAAAGAUAAAAACUCUUUUGCUGUCUACUCCUCUCUCUCUCUCUCUAAAAGAAUCGAAAAAACUCUCCUUGUUAAGCUAGGGUUUCUCCAAACUUCGCACUCAAAUUCUAAGCAACAAGCUGCAGAUCUCUUCAAAAUGAUUGUAUAUUCUUCUUGGUCGCUCAAUGUUCUUUGUUUUGAUACCAUUUUCUCUACUGGCCGUGAAGAAUCCAGGCUGGGUUGGUUUUAGAUUGUCUUAGCUGAUAGCUGAGUGAAAUAAAGUUUAAACUCAGCUGGAGCUUGUUUGUUUCAGUUAUUUGGGGUUAGUUUACUGUGUUUAGUACGUUAAGUUUAGUCUUUUGUUAACAUUUUGGCAUCUGGGUUUUGCUUUUUGAGGUAAUCUCUUCGCUUUUGUGGAUAUUUUGUGUUGCUUUUGAUGGGUUUUCUGGUGUUAGCAAUGGUUUUCACUGGUCACUGGCUUGUGAAUUUGGAAAUGACGAAACCCUAGAAAAAAUUUCAUUUUGUGGAUGGAUGUGGAUUAUCUUACCAUCUAACUCGAAGGUUUUGGAGUUACUCAUAACAUGGAGAGAACUAUUGUGGUCGAGGACAUUCGUCAGAGCAGCAGUUCUAAUAUUGUUGCCAAGUCUGUGGAAUCACCGAUAAAGAUUGACUCAAUAUCUAUAGAUCUCAUUGAUGCUAAUGAUGACAUUGAUACUGGGAAGUGUGAGCAUUUUUCUAUUCGUGGAUAUGCAUCUGAGAUGCGUAAAAAAGACUGGAAGAAAUGUUGGCCAUUUGCUUUAGAUGGUGGUCAGAAAAUAUCUGAAGAACAAAACUGUAAGCUUCCUCCUUUACUUGCUCCGAAGUUCAGAUGGUGGUGUUGCCAAACCUGUCUGCAGGAAAUUGGGCCUGAAGAAAGUGUAAAUGAAGAAAGAGCUGUUGCUAAUAAUGGUAGCGAAUUGAAAUCCUUUGGCACUUGCCCCCAUGUGUCAUCCCAUGGUGAUACUGCAAUGUGGUUAUCAGAUUUGCAGCAGGCUGCAAAGAUUAAUGCUGAAUCAAUACAACAUGAUGCUAAUGCUUGUGUGAAUGUCAAGACCAGUGACUGUCAUCCUUUAUUUAGUGAUAAAAGUGAAAAGAAAGCUGAAAUUGCUAAUUUACCAAUAAUUGGGCAAACAGAUGUCUUAGAAAAUAACAUUAAUAAGGAAAACCAUAUUUCAAAUUAUGCUGGAAUAGAAGUGAUUGCUAGCCUUAUGCAACAAACACUUCAUAUAGAUGAUAAAGUGGCUUCUAUGCAACAUCAAAAGCCUGAUUUAAAAGACAAUGAAAUAUCUGGUGUCAAGCUUCCUGAUUCAAAACUGAAGUGCACAGUUAAGGAUGCCACUGAAACACAUCAAACAGGAAAACAUGCUUCUGUUUGCGAUCAGCAGAUGGAGUUAGUGAAAGUUUGUGGAUCCUUUGGGAUAACCAGUAUGGUUAAUAGGGUUCAUGAUGCUACCAAGACUCAUAGAGCCGAACAUCCUUCCUUGGAAUUAGAUGAUUGUGAUUAUGCAUCAUCAGAAAGUGCCGAGGUAUUGCUUGGAACUACAUCUGGCAGCCUGCAUCGCAGAAAAACCCGUAAGGUGCGCCUGCUGACUGAAUUGUUGGGUAAAAAUGGUGAUGAAAAAACUGAUUUCAUGAGUACAGAAGAUUCUCCUUCCAAUGCCAUUCCUGAUGCAUCUAUUGCUCUAGAUUCAAUAUCUGCUCCCCAAGGUCAGGCCAGUUUGCAAGGAAAUGUUACAAGCAGUUUGGGUCAUAGUAGGAGAAGAAAGUUGCCUCAGGAUGAAGAAUGGAGACCUGGGGAACUGAGCUCUCCCAAUAACGGGCAUAAAAACCUUAGGACCUUCAACAGAGGCACUGAAACUGCCAAUGGAAUUGCUAGUUCUGAUUCUGAAGGUACAGUUAAUGGAGGUGGCUCACAAACUGGUGCAAAGAGCCAUUUGGUUAACCUUAAAGUUGAUAGAAGUCCUAUUUUAGGAAAGAAGAAAAACAAAAUGCCCCAGAAUUUUGAUGAAUGCUUGUCUUUGAGUCUGUCUCGAGAAAAUCUGCAGAAAGAAAGACAGAAAAAGCCUGGAGAUGCCAGUAAGAGCAAUGCAACUGAUAUUGUUCUGUACAAAUCAAAUGCUAUAUCUACAGGCAGUGGGUUGGAUCCCUUCCCUGAAUCUGCCCAAAAGGCAGAGAAAAAAUCUAGUUUAUCGAAGAAAAAGAGCAAGAUGCAUCAAGAUCAUGGUGGGCAUGCUUCUCCGAUUCCUUGGAACAAUGGCAUUUUCAGAGAUGGUCUGACUUCAAGGAAAGAUGUAGAAAUAAGACAAAUAGGGUCAAUUGCUGUUCCACUGAAAGUAAACCACGAUGCGUCAGCUGAAAAAGGACUUCAAUUUUCUCUUAAUAGUUGCUUGCCUGCUAAAAGAUGUGAUGGAAAAUAUAUUACUCCAAUCAGAGAUGGGCUACCAUCGAUAUUACCUUGGCAAGGGGGUGUUCUCAGUGAAGAUGAGAUUGGGAGGAAAGAUCCAAAGCUGGACUAUGUUGGAGACUCUAGUUUCCCAUCUAAAUCUGAACUAGAUGCCUAUCUUUGGAAGGAAAUGCAUGUUGACCUCAAUACUAACCGAACUAUGUACAGAAUUCCAUUCCUGAAUGACAAGCAAAAGCACAGCUCUCCUGCUGAAGUUAGGAGUUGUUCACUGAUUCAGCAAAUGGAUUACAGUGGUACAAGAAACAAUGGCAAAACAGUGGAGAUUCAGGAACAUUCAGCAGCUGCUAGGAAACAGUAUGAUCAACGAGCUGAAAUGUCAUCUGAGCAGGGAGUUUUAGAUGACAUCCCCAUGGAAAUUGUUGAACUCAUGGCAAAGAAUCAGUUCGAGAGGUGUCGUCCUGAUACUGAAAUUGAUAAUCAGCUAUCAGAAACAACCAAUAACACCAGAAAUCAUCAGAGGGUGGAUCAUAAUAAAGUAUUUGGAAAUGAAAAAAUGAGCCUGUUUCAUGAGACCACUCAAAAACCAAAACCUCGAGCUAAAAAUGGAAGAAUUGGCAAAAUUUUAAGAGGUGAUAAUGUGGGAUCCAGCAGACAAAAAUCAGUUGAUUAUUUCUCUCAUCUGGACCGAAACCAGUACAAUAUGAGCCAAUUGGAACAAAGUUAUUCCCCUGCAGGCUUUAGGCCUUUUCCUCUGUGUGGAGAGAAGCCAUUGAAUGGAAUCCAAUUUUCUGCCACGAAUUCCAGCAGGCAAAACAGUGCUCAAAAUUGCCAGUGGAUUGGGAACAUGGUUGGGCAGAGGUCCUCCCACGCUAGCAUGCAGACAUUGGGAGUUUGUAACACAUGCCAGAGUGCUCCACAACAGAAUAAAGAAGUAGCUCAUUUAUGGCCAUCUGUGAUAACAAAUAACAUGUCCUAUCUAUACGGCAUGCCUCAGAAGUGUGCAAAUCAGGUGGCAAAUGUAGAUGUGCUUUCUCAUUGCCCCAGCAAUCUGCCUAAGGGAAAUAUGAAUGGAAAUGAUGACAGGAACUUCUUAAAUCUGGCUUCAAACUUUGAAAAGCAUAGUAGGAAGUUUGAUCCUGAAGUCCUUCGAAGGACUCAUGCAGAUUACCCAUUUGCUUGCAAACAUAAUGGGAUGGGGUCAUUAGAUCUGUAUUCUAAUGAAACCAUACCAGCCAUGCAUUUACUCAGCCUUAUGGAUGCAGGGUUACCGUCAGGGGCACCAGUUGAUGUGGAUGGAAACCAAAGGUGCGUUAAGAAAACUUCCUUUGUUCAUGGUCAUCACUCUAAAGAGUUUGCAGGUCUGCCAUCUGGGGGACAUAGGACCAAUUCAAUGAAACAUCCAUCGUACGAUUGUUAUGGUAAAAACCACCUGCCUGAGAGUUUCUGUGAAUGUAUGUCAGCCACUCCAACAGUCGGUCCUUCUACUUCAUUCCAACAUGAUAAAAGGUUCAAGAAGGCAACUGAUUUUACAGGUCAAUUUUCACUGAAGUCUAGAGAGAAAGAGAAGAAAAAAUUCUCAGACUCACAACGACAGAAUAGAAACCGCCGAUCACAAAAACCCGCAUCUUUAAGUAGUGGCUUGAACAUAACUUGUGGAUCUAUUCCUGUACAUAGUAUGCCAAAAAUGGUGCUUGGCACUUCAGAUUUUAUGAUGCCUCCUCUACAGUUUCAUGCAAUGGAGAGUGCAACAAAACACAAACAGGAGGCUCAUACUAUGAGUGCCACUCUUUUCCAUCCCAAAAGUGGUUCAGAGAAUGAAAUCUGCAGCAUUAACAGAAACCCUGCUGAUUUUACUGUGCCUGAAGCAGGAAACAUGUACAUGAUUGGAGGUGAAGACCUGAAAUUUGGAAGGGAAGCUCCCUCAUCUGGCUUAAUAAAAUUGGUUGGGCACAAGCGUCAGAGGAAGCUGGCUGGUAGAAAAGAGCAAUCACGAAAUCGAACUUCAUGAAACUGUUAUCGUUAUAUAUGCUGCAGGCAAAAUCUGAAGUACCUACCUGGCUGCUGCAAAAAACGAAAAGCUUAAAAGCUUUAUGAAGUGUCAGACAUCAAACCAGUCACACAAGUUGAUUUUUUAUUCUCGAACUAAUAUUGUUCCAUUUGCACCGGCAUUUUUCCAUUUCCAAGAGAACAUGAAAAAAAUUGCUAGGUGCAAGGUAAGGCCUGUAAA